Physella acuta is the source of this 3396-nucleotide messenger RNA. RefSeq lists its product as uncharacterized. Lineage: Eukaryota; Metazoa; Mollusca; Gastropoda; Physidae. Gene Ontology annotation, cellular component: cytosol. Gene Ontology annotation, molecular function: ADP binding; phosphoglycerate kinase activity; ATP binding. The record is from RefSeq and is a predicted model, not a curated record. Gene Ontology annotation, biological process: gluconeogenesis; glycolytic process.
CCUAGCUUUUUAAUACCCCUUCUCCCUUCUGCACAAGCCGUCUUGCUCAAGAGCUCCGAAAACGUCAAAGCCACACCGGAAGCCAUCGCUCAGUUCUGCGAGAGCCUGACCAACCUCGGCGACGUCUACGUCAACGACGCCUUCUCCUGCCUCGACAUGGACCACAGCUCCCUCACCGGCUACUACAAGACGCCGCGCGUCGCCGGGUUCCUGGUCAAGAACGAGCUCAAGUACAUGGCCAAGGUGUUCAACAACCCCAAGCGGAAGUUCCUGGUCAUCGUUGGCGGGAAGAUCAGCAAGGAGAAAGUCUUCACGAUGCUGGAUCUGAUGAAGGAGGUCGACGACAUUAUUGUGGCUGGAGAGAUCGCCUCCAUCUUUCUAAAAUUCGAUUUAGGCAUGGCGUCGAGUAACUCAAAGUACGAUAACUCCAUUGAGGAAAUGGUCAAAGCGAUUAUCACUCUGGCACCUUACUACAAAUGUAACCUCCACUACCCCGUGGACCUCUGGAUAGCUGAGCCCGGGGGUGAGAACCCCUCACUGCAUAGCAUCACGAAGCCCAUACCAGAAGGCAAGGAGAUAGUUGAUGUUGGGGACUUGAGCGCCACAAUGUUUGCUCGGAUCGUCAAGAAGUCCAACAUUAUCCUCUGGACUGGAACUUUGGGGGUUACAAAAAUUGAUGCUUUUGCAAAGGGCACCAAAGUUCUGCUUGAUGCCAUCAAGGAAAUUUCCAAUGACCCCGAGAAAGAAGUCAUCUCCAUCGUCUGCGGGCGCUCGUGUAGCGAGUUCAUCAACAGCUACAACCCAACCUACGAGGGCAUCACACACCUGUCUACAGCUGGCACUGCCGUUAUGAAGCUCCUGACGAAUAGAAAACUGUUCGCAUUAGACGCCUUAACCUGUAAGCCGUCCAAGAAAUUGCCCAACUUUAUGACUGCAGACAUCAACAGUGAGUUCACCGACCAGCGCGUGUUGGUCAAGGCCGAUUUGAACCUUCCCCUGGACCGUUUGAAGGAUCCGUUUCCUCUGAAGCAACUGAUACCACUGAUCAAGUUCCUUCAGCGUAAGGGUGCCAGGGUUAUCACUCUGAUUGGUCACGUGGGUAACCCAAGUGGGAGAAGGGAAAGCUACUUUAGUCUCGCACCUGUCAAAACGGCUCUAGAAGAAGUCUUGGACCAGCCUGUGACGUUUGUGUCCGAUGGUGUUGCCGACAACACUGACGUCAUCAUCAGAAGCCAGGAACCAGGGCGGGUCGUCCUGCUGGAGAACAUCCGGUUCCACCCGGAAGAGGAAGGGAUUAGAGACGGCCCUCCUGGCUCGAAGCUCACGAUCAACAUCUCACACGAGGCGCUCAACGACUUCCGCAAUAAGCUUUCAUCACUGGGUGACGUAUUCAUCAAUGAGUCGUUUGGCACGUUGUACGAAUCUAACACCUCAGUCGUAGGGCUGAAACAUAAACAAAAACUGGCAGGCCCAACUUUAAAGAAGGAAGUGACCAGGUACAUGGAACUAAAGAACAACAUGGAGCUCCCUCUGUUGGCCAUCUAUGGAGGGGAACCCACUGUGGAUUACAUGCUCAGGAUCUACGACAGUCUCGAUGUGGUCAACGAGGUUAUUUUGUGUGGAGAUUUAGCCCUGGCGUUUUAUAAAGUGGACGAGUCUAUCAAGCUAGGCAAAACUCCAGUGAAUGUCAAUACACUGAAAUAUGUCCCUAAAAUAGUUAAAAAAGCGAGAGCGAACGGCAUCACCCUCCAUCUUCCGGUCGACUUCGUCAUAGCCGAGCAGCUCACCAAAGAGCCGGCACCCAUAAUCCCCGGCCAGGAAGAGCCACAGGAGCCAGCGGACCUCUUGCCGGAAACGGAAGUGGUCAUCGUAUCCCAGGGCAUCCCCAAAACCCACCAGGUGUUUGAUAUAGGACCCUCCAGCAUCAUGAACUUCGCGCAAGUCAUCUCGCACGCCAAGACGAUCAUCUACGUGGGAAAUGCGGGGUACUACGAGCAUGAACCUUUUAUGGCGGGGACGAAAGCACUAUUCUCCGCCAUUCAGGCUGCCACUAACUCAGGGGUACCCACCGUGGCCCUGGGUAUGGAGACGGGCGUGUGUAUCGGUCAGAUGAACGCCGUCGACGUCUUCUCUUCCUACAGCACCAGCCUCGCCACCUUCCUGCACAUCCUCCUCAACAAGCCCCUCCCCGGGCUCUCGGUCCUGACACCCGCUACAGAAAAGAAACUGAAGAGGCUUCGCAUAGACCAGAUAGAGCUAAGAGGCAAGCGAGUAUUAAUACGUUUGGAUCUCUUUGUCCCAACCGUAGAUGGCGUAGUGUUAGACUCGGAUAAAUUGGAAGACGCUGUGCCAACCAUCAGACUGGCACUAAAGAUGGGUGCUAAGUGCGUGGUUCUGCUGGGUCACCGAGGUGAGCCUAAUGGUUACAGGAACCAGUACCUGACUCUGGCACCGUUGAUUGAAGAGUUCAACCAGAUUCUGGAGCUGAAAGUCUCCUUCAUUGACCGACCAUGCAGCACUAAAGCCAAGAGCAUACUGGCCGAGCCCACCCAGGGGAGCGUCUUCCUGAUGGAGAACCUCAAGUUCUACCCCGCGGAAUAUGGGCGGGACGCUGAGCCCCCGGCUCAGCACCACAGUCAGGAGCCCACCAGCGAAGGUAUCGCAGCGGACAGGACCGUAUCCGGGUCCCGGAUGAAGCCGGAUAGUAAAGCAAGUGACGAUGACCUAACCGCCGGCGACGACACCAUCCACUCCAUCAGCGACGGCGACGGGGGCCGCAGCAUCGACGCCAUCAUGUUCCAGUACAUGUCCAUCAAGUCGGUCCAACAGUACAAGGAGGAGAUCGCCGCAUGCGGUGACGUCUUCAUCAACGAUGACGUCACGGACGUGGAAGAAACCCUGACGUCACUAGAAGGGUUCGGACUGGCGGAGCGAGCCGUAGGUCUCCAGAUGAUCCAGUACCUCCAGGAUUCGGACGAUUCCGUCUACGACUUGCCUGGUUUAGUUAACCUGUCUCCUGCCCCUGUGGGUUAAUCCUAAUCCUAAUACUUGCCUUAUCAAUUGUUUCUUAAGCUGGUCUAAAUUUAGAUAUCUAGCCCUAUUUAAUUUUUAGAAUUAAUUAUCAUUUCAUACACACAAAAAAGUGUAAUGUUCGAAUCGAAAUAAGCCCGACGUUUCAACAUUAAUAAGAAAAUUAAUUUUAUUUUUUUUCUAAAAUUAAAUACAAAUAUUUUACUUAGCAUCACAAAAGAAUAAGUAUAAAUACAGUUUAAGGGUAAUAAAAUGGUUCUUAUGCUUUAUUUUCUAAUUGUAUAAUCUUGAUUUUUCGCCCAUGUGUCAUCUCACAAGAAUAAUUAUGUCAGCAUUUUCUAAUGGAUUGCAAUAUCAGACAAUAAA